This is a messenger RNA of Anthostomella pinea, 714 nucleotides long. The record is from the annotation of a GenBank genome assembly. NCBI's taxonomy places the organism in Eukaryota, Fungi, Ascomycota, Sordariomycetes, Xylariales, Xylariaceae.
AUGUCGCCACGGAUGGUGUUAUACAAGCUGGUGGUGCUAGGCGAUGGUGGUGUCGGCAAGACAGCUCUGACUAUUCAACUAUGUCUACAACAUUUUGUCGAAACUUACGACCCGACAAUUGAGGACUCGUACCGAAAACAGGUCGUCAUAGACGGCGCAGCAUGCAUGCUUGAAGUCCUAGACACGGCCGGCCAGGAAGAAUACACCGCCCUGCGAGACCAGUGGAUCCGAGACGGCGAGGGUUUUGUCUUGGUAUACAGCAUCUCCUCCCGAUCAUCUUUCUCCCGAAUCAAGAGGUUUCACCACCAGAUCCAGCGAGUAAAGGAGUCAUGUCAAUCAUCACCAACCUACCCAGGCUCGCCGAUAGCCGCUGCAGUGCCUGCGAGUGCCGUACCUGUCAUGCUUGUGGGCAACAAGAGUGAUCGCGUGACGGAGAGAGAGGUGUCGACACAAGAAGGACAUGCCCUAGCGCGAGAGCUGGGCUGCGAGUUCGUCGAGGCAUCAGCCAAAAACUGCAUCAACGUUGAGAAGGCCUUCUAUGACGUCGUCAGGAUACUGCGCCAGCAACGAGAAGCCUCACAGCGGCCACAACAGAAUGCCACUGGUCGCCGAGAGCGAACCCAAAACGGGGAUGCUCGUCCCGAACGCGACCCCAAUCGAUAUAGGAGAAGGACCUCUGGUCGUGGUGGCGGAGGGAAGUGCGUGAUAUUAUGA